AUGCCGUCCAGGAGCUCCCUCCUCCCGCUCCUGCUCCUGCUCCUGCUCCUCUGCACCGCCGCCGCCGCCGCGUCCUCCUCCACGCCCUCGCGCACUGCUGAGCUGGACGCGCUGAUGGAGCUGAAGGCGGCGCUAGACCCGGCGGGGCGGGCGCUGGCCUCGUGGGCGCGCGGCGGCGACCCCUGCGGCCGCGGGGACUACUUCGAGGGCGUGACCUGCGACGCCCGCGGCAGGGUCGCCACCAUAUCGCUCCAGGGGAAGGGGCUCGCCGGCACCGUCCCGCCCGCCGUCGCCAUGCUCCCGGCUCUCACCGGCCUCUACCUGCACUACAACGACCUGGGAGGGGAGAUACCGCGCGAGCUCGGCGGCCUUCCUGGCCUCGCCGAGCUCUACCUCGGCGUCAACAACCUGUCCGGGACCAUUCCCGUCGAGCUCGGCCGACUCGGUAGCCUCCAAGUACUGCAGCUCGGCUACAACCAGCUCUCAGGGAGCAUUCCAACUCAGCUGGGUCAACUAAAUAAGCUCACUGUUCUUGCCCUUCAGUCCAACCAGCUCACUGGCGCAAUUCCGGCUUCCCUCGGGGACUUGCCGGCACUGACUCGGCUGGACUUGAGCUCCAAUCAACUCUUCGGCUCAAUCCCCGCCAAGCUUGCUGAGAUCCCUCAUCUUGCAACGCUAGACCUCCGGAACAACACGCUUUCAGGAAGUGUUCCCUCUGGUCUCAAGAAGUUGAAUGAGGGGUUUCUGUAUGAUAACAAUUCAGAGCUAUGCGGAGCUCAAUUUGGUUCUCUGAAAGCUUGUCCUAACGAUGGCAAUGACGAUGGCAGAAUGCCCCGUAAACCUGAAUCAACCUCUGUCAAGCCCCAACAAAUUCAAAAGACAAUCGACCUCAACAGGAAUUGCGACAAUGGAGGUUGCUCAAAACCUUCGACGCUUUCCACAGGGGCUGUUAUUGCUGGAACAGUCAUCAUUGUAGCUGGAGCAGUAGCCUGUGGCCUGUCUGUGUUCUCAUGGCACCGUCGCCAGAAGCAGAAGGUUGGCAGUUCUGUUGAGCAUUUGGAAGGCCGGCCUAGCCUGGACCAGUCAAAGGAAACAUAUCAGAGAAGUGCGUCCUCACUGAUCAAUGUUGAGUACUCCAGUGGCUGGGACACUUCAUCUGAGGGGUCACAGCAUGGAGUGAGGCUGUCAUCAGAGGGCUCCCCAAGCGUGAGGUUCAAUCUCGAAGAGGUAGAGUGCGCCACACAGUACUUCUCGGACGUGAACUUGCUCGGCAAGAGCAAUUUCUCCGCGACGUACAAGGGGAUCAUGCGCGACGGCUCGGCUGUUGCAGUCAAGAGCAUCAACAAGAGCAGCUGCAAGUCGGAGGAGGCCGACUUCUUGAAAGGCCUUCGUAUGCUGACAUCGCUGCGGCAUGAGAACCUUGUUCGGCCUGAGGGGCUUCUGCCGGAAGGCGAUGCAGAUGCUGCUGUCCUCGACUGGCCUACACGGGUCUCCAUCAUCAAAGGCAUUGCCAAGGGCAUCGAGUACCUCCACAGCAGCAAGCCAAACAAGCCCUCGCUUCUGCACCAGAGCAUCUCGUCAGACAAGGUCCUGAUCGACCACCUCUACACGCCACGCCUCUCGGGGGCCGGCCUGCACAAGCUGCUGGCCGACGACGUGGUGUUCUCGACGCUCAAGGACAGCGCGGCGAUGGGGUACCUGGCGCCGGAGUACACGACGACGGGGCGGUUCACGGACAAGAGCGACGUGUACGCGUUCGGCGUGGUGGUGCUGCAGGUGCUGUCCGGGCGACGCGCCGUGUCACCGCACCUCCGGCAGGGCGGUGGCGGCGCGGCAGUGGCGGUGGAUUCGUCGUCCGCCUGCGGCGGCGGCGGGCGGCUGGACGACCUCGUGGACCCGCGCCUGUGCGGGCGGUUCUCGCGGCCCGAGGCUGCCAAGCUCGCCGGCGUCGCGCUGCUGUGCACCGCCGAGGCGCCCGCGCAGCGCCCCGCAAUGGCCGCCGUGCUGCAGCAGCUCGGCACCAGCCAGUGA
Miscanthus lutarioriparius is the source of this 2031-nucleotide messenger RNA. The record is from the annotation of a GenBank genome assembly. NCBI's taxonomy places the organism in Eukaryota, Viridiplantae, Streptophyta, Magnoliopsida, Poales, Poaceae.